Molecule: messenger RNA, 1485 nt
Organism: Triticum turgidum subsp. durum (durum wheat)
Lineage: Eukaryota; Viridiplantae; Streptophyta; Magnoliopsida; Poales; Poaceae
Source: the annotation of a GenBank genome assembly
AUGGCUGCUGCUGUGAGAUUUUCCCGUCGAAUAGACAUCCUCAUGCUUCUGUACUACUAUUCCAUAUGGUCUCUGCACCCGCCUCGUGCUACCUCGCAUUCUUUCAGCUUCAACUUCUCCCAGCCCGGUGGCUAUGACGCCCAAGAUUUCAGUUUCCAGGGCGAUGCAUACUACGACUCCCAGUCUCAGAGGAUCGAGCUGACAAAAGGCGACGGGAGUCCGAACAUCCAAAACAGCGUGGGCCGAGCAUUGCACGCGCAGCCGGUGAAGCUGUGGGAUGUCGACACCGGCGAGCUCACCCGGUUCACCACCUCCUUCACUUUCCGAAUCAAGGUAAAUGGUCCUGUCAGUGGUGAUGCCUUGGCUUUCUUCCUCGGGCAUUAUCCUCCGACAAGCAUUCCUGAUCCCCUCGACAACAGCAAGAACCUUGGACUCUUUAACCGAAACAUCAGCACGGUCGCGACCGGCAAUGAACGAGCGGUGGCGGUUGAGUUUGACACUUUCUUGAACCCCGGUAUCGGCACAAGCAGCAGCCACGUGGGCAUCGACGUCAACUCCAUCAUCUCGCGGACGUACACCAACAUCGGCGACGUCACCUACCAUGUGAAUACAAGUGUUGACCUGCCUCAGCUCUUGCCCAGUGUUGUGUCCAUCGGCUUCUCGGGUGCUACUGGCGUGGCGGUUGAGCUACACCAAAUAAUGUCCUGGUCAUUCAACUCUACCUUGGAUCCGUCGCCUACACGGAAGAUUUUGUGGAAACAAAUAGCAGAGGUAACUGGGCCAAUUAUUGGAGUUAUUGCAAUUGUGUGCUUCUUUGUUGGAGUCCGUCGAUGGCAGCUGUGCACAAGAAAGAAGCCAUACAAAGCCCUCGCCAAUGGCCGUAAACAUAUUGGGUAUCAUAAGCUGGCACGUGCGACCAAAAAUUUCGCAGAAGAAAACAAGCUUGGUCAAGGAGGUUCUGCCUUUGUUUAUCGGGGCCUUUUAAAAAGUAGCCAGGUAGCGAUAAAGAGAUUCAAGCUGGUUCCAUCAGGCGAGGGGAGGAAGGCGUUCGAGGAUGAACUCAUGAUCACUAGUCGCCUACGGCAUAAGAAUCUUGUCAAGUUGAUAGGCUGGUGCUACGAUGGCCAAAGGAACCUGUUUGAGUCCAUAUGCUGGUGGUGGGACGAAAGGUACACACGUUUCUUCCUUGUGUAUGAGCUUUUGCAAGAAGGUAGCCUUGAUCGACACCUACACGGGGGCAACAGUUUGUUACCGUGGUCCAAGAGGCAUGAGAUUAUCCUCAACCUAGGUUCUGCACUACAAUACCUCCAUGUAGAUUGCGAGCAAGAUCAACAGUGUAUCGUACAUGGUGAUAUCAAAUCGAGUAACAUAUUACUUGGCUCUUCGUCUGGUGCCAAGUUAGGUGACCUCGGAUUGGCAAGAUUUUUCACCACGAAACCGGGUCACAGACCACAAAUGUCGUACAGGGCACUAUUGGAUACAUAG